AUGAAAGUUCCAGAACCUAUCCGAGUCGUUUUUGACACUUUCCCUUUACGUACUUAUGCCCCUGUUCUAGACAAGUCCACACAAAAUGACGAGCAUAUCUUUUUCUUUUCCAAAAAGGGCGACAGUUCAACCACCGAAGAGUCAGAAUGUUUCCACUUAGGAGUACACAAAGUCAACAAAAGUCUAGUUAUGGAUAAGAUGGUGUUUCUCCCUUCUGAUCCAAUUGGUUUAGCAGACUGUUUGAUCUUAUGUCACCGCCAUAACUUGCUUCUUCCGAGAGAUGCGAAAGACGAAAAGUCCGUCCAUAGCAUCACUGAGCUAUCAUACUUGGCUUCACCCGACAACGAACUACCCAUAUUGCUCGAGGGAAAAGACGCCGUGGCUCAGAAAAUUGUUUCUUCGGGCGAGAUAUCGAAAUCCGUUUCCAAUAACUACUUCAGCAAGAAUUCGCAGGCAUUCUUCAUAAAUGACUACUUAGACAGUUUGGUCGACUUGUGGAUAUUCAUCUUACUUGUCGACAUACCGCAAAGUCACAACCCCUGCUCCACGUAUUCCAGCCUAUUUUAUCAGGAUGACCAAGUGAAGCAGUCCGACUCGCUACUUUAUCUUACUACUCUCAAAUUGAUAGGCGAGAUGGCUAACUGGAACUUCUUCAAAAAGAGAUAUUCAUAUCUCUUCCAGCAAGAAAAGUCGAUUUAUUCAACAAUUUCACGCAUAAACAAAAGCAAUUUUCUCAAAGCCUUUGCAGUGUGCAAUGAAACAGCGUUUGAGAAAGUUUACUUUGAAAAGCUAAUGGACUUUGAGAGGUUCCUUUUAAUGGUGAUGAAAUAUCUCGAACAAGAGCAAGAAAGCGAAGAAAAGACCAUUAUUGAAAUAAAAUUAGCGUCCUUCUGCUUCGUCUUUUCUCUGUUAAAGUGUCAAAAUACACACAUUGAACGCUUAAUGAAAAAAUACCCCGAAGUGAUAGAGUUCAGUGAAAGAAUAAUUUCCCGAUACUAA
This is a messenger RNA of Clavispora lusitaniae ATCC 42720, 999 nucleotides long. It is a transcript of the gene SAM35, whose product is annotated as SAM complex subunit. NCBI's taxonomy places the organism in Eukaryota, Fungi, Ascomycota, Pichiomycetes, Serinales, Metschnikowiaceae. The record is from RefSeq and is a predicted model, not a curated record.